This is a messenger RNA of Erythranthe guttata (spotted monkey flower), 1533 nucleotides long. Its product is annotated as nuclease. The record is from RefSeq and is a predicted model, not a curated record. NCBI's taxonomy places the organism in Eukaryota, Viridiplantae, Streptophyta, Magnoliopsida, Lamiales, Phrymaceae.
GUGGUAGGGUUUCUUCACGCUGCAGAGGAAAACAAAAAAAGAAAAAGAGAGAGAGAGAACCCUCUGUUUUCUCCGUCUCCCCAAAUUUCCUCCGCCUCAUCUCCACCGCGUCUCCGCCAUGCCUAGUCCCCGACGACCCAAUUCCGGUGAUAACAAUACACCAAAAACGAUCAAAUAUUUAAAGCAUAAUAUAAUUGGAAUGCAGUGAGUUUUAUUCAUCAUGGAUAGUUCAGACGACGAAAGAGAUGUUAAUGCCGAAGCUUCUACGCCAAACGAGCCCAAACGUACAAAAUUUGUAGACGAUGUAUUGAACGGGCCGAACGAGGCUUACAUGGAGAAUUUCCGGAUGGAUAAACACGUUUUCCACAGAUUGUGUGAUAUGCUGCGUACCAGAGGCUUACUGCAUCACACUAAUCGAAUAAAAAUCGAGGAGCAAUUAGCAAUAUUUCUGUUUAUAGCCGGACAUAAUUUACGAACCCGAGCAGUGCAGGAGCUAUUCAAAUACUCGGGCGAAACCAUAAGUCGUCAUUUCAAUAAUGUUCUUAGCGCGAUUAUGACCGUUUCGUUGGAUUACUUCCAGCCUCCGAAAUCCGAUGUUCCACCACAGAUUCGUGAAGAUCCCCGAGUUUAUCCUUAUUUUAUGAAUUGUGUUGGAGCAGUGGACGGCAUACAUUUCCCGGUGACAGUAGGUGUGGACGAACAAGGGCCUUUUCGGGAUAAAAACGGGUUCCUGUCGCAAAGUGUUUUGGCGGCGUGCUCGUUCGACAUGAAAUUUAAUUAUGUCCUUGCUGGUUGGGAAGGCUCUGCACCGCAUAUGCUCGUUUUGAAUUCAGCUCUCACUAGGUGUAACAAACUUGAAGUACCUCAUGGUAAAUACUAUCUCGUGGAUUCCAAAUAUGCAAACAUCCCGGGGCUAAUUGCUCCAUACCCCGGAGUGUCGUACAGUCACCUUGAAUUUGGAGGUGGGGUCCACCCGCAAGAUGCUAGAGAGCUAUUCAACGAGCGGCAUUCUAUUCUUCACAGUGUCGCGAAUCGAACUUUUUCUGCACUAAAGGAACGUUUUCCUAUUUUGAUGUCCGCUCCUUCUUAUCCAUUAGCAACGCAGGUGAAGCUUGUAGUUGCGGCUUGUGCACUCCACAAUUACAUCCGUGAUGAGAAUCCCGCUGAUUGGAUCUUCAAAAUGUACGAGCAGGAAGGUGUUAUGCAAAUGGAAGAUCCGUUGAUGGCAGCUUUGGAGACCGAUGAACAGCCAUUAAUUGUACCUUUUGAGACGCGGAUGGAGUGCGUGGCUGUUGGAGAUGAAGAGUUGGAACAUGCUUCUCGAACGAGAGAUGCUAUUGCCACUGAAAUAUGGAAUGAUUAUGUCAGAGAUUUUAUUGCCAUUGAUCAUGUCUUGUAGUUAAAUAAUUGAUUUUUUUUUUAUCUUUGAUACUUAAUUUCGGACGAGUGCUAUUAGUGUUGAAGUCCCGAUGAACUUUGGACGUUUAUACUUUACAGCAUACCGUAUGAGAUACAUCGAUGGAUUUCGAUGGA